Molecule: messenger RNA, 588 nt
Organism: Cokeromyces recurvatus
Lineage: Eukaryota; Fungi; Mucoromycota; Mucoromycetes; Mucorales; Mucoraceae
Exons: 1
Coding region: 25-423 (132 amino acids)
Cellular component (GO): mitochondrion
Molecular function (GO): oxidoreductase activity
Source: RefSeq, a predicted model, not a curated record
UCAUUUUUCUUUUAAAUAAAUAAAAUGUCCUUUCGUCCUCCUCGAUCAUUACCUAUAUUAACACUUUUUCAUAAUGUGAAAUCAGAGAGAUCAAGAGCAGCUUUGGCCCUACUUCAAAAUAAACAAAAGAAUACGUUGGGAGAAGAAAGAUAUCGUAUUGAUGUUAUUGACGAAACCCAACAGGCACCUACGGAUACACAAUUAAAACAAAUUGCAAGUUUUCUUGAUAGUUCGACACCUUGGAAGGAUAUGUUGAUGUCUAAUAAUAAAGAAAUUACAAAUGCUCAUGAUGCCAUUCAUGCUCUUCAAAAAAGGCCUACUUUACUUAAUUGUCCCAUUUUAGUGGAUUGGGAUAAAGGAAGAGCAGUUAUUGGCUCAAGUAGUUUAGAGGCACUUGAAAGAUUAAUCAAUGAUAGAAAAUAAUUGUAUUUUAUUUAUUAAAUACAUAUGUACAAAUAUGAAUAAGGAUAUGAAUAUAUAACAUAAAUAUAUACAUACAUACAUACAUGUAUACAUGCAUACAUACAUACAUGUAUACAUGCAUACAUACAUACAUGUAUACAUGCAUACAUACAUACAUGUAUACAU